Messenger RNA from Magnusiomyces paraingens, 1221 nucleotides. RefSeq lists its product as uncharacterized. NCBI's taxonomy places the organism in Eukaryota, Fungi, Ascomycota, Dipodascomycetes, Dipodascales, Dipodascaceae. Bases 1 to 1221 code for a protein of 406 amino acids. The transcript is spliced from 2 exons. Gene Ontology annotation, molecular function: Y-form DNA binding; DNA endonuclease activity; flap-structured DNA binding. The record is from RefSeq and is a predicted model, not a curated record. Gene Ontology annotation, cellular component: mitochondrion.
AUGGCCGGUUUACGGAUUGGCGUGUUAAAAGAAAAACUUGUCUCUUUAUGCGCCCUUACCGGUGUAGGUAGCACGGGAACCAAGCAGGAACUCAUGACGCGGUUAUUGGCCGAAACUUAUAGUGGCCAGUCUUCCUGCAAUGACGUCAAAGGAUCAUCAGCCUGCAAACCCCCUCACUCCAAACGUCUUGUCAAGGUGGUGUCUAUUGAUAUGGGCAUUCGUAACUUAUCCAUUAGUCAAUUUCUAUGGCGUAUCCCAGCCAGCAAUCAAUUUUAUUUCCCACCUCAGGUUACAAGAGAUUUAUCUGGCAAAGUGAACCAAGGUAUUAUCGAAAAACAUCAAAGCCUGCUGGAUCAGGCAUUGAUUUCUACACCCUCAGUCCUCGAACUGAUAGGCCGGCCCUUCUUAAAAGAAGAAUCACCCCAUCUUAUUUACUGGGACCGCUUAGACCUUGAUACCAUGUACAAAGGGGAGAUUGCAAUCAAUGGCUGGGAGCCAUAUGGACCUGCGCACAUUUCUUAUAUUGCUCAGAAUCUAUUACACGACCAAGUUUUGAUGAACACACACGAUGCAGAUGACAUUGUGCUUUUACUUGAGCGGCAGCGGUUUCGGAGUGGUGGUGCAUCUCAAGUUCUUGAAUGGACUCUCCGUGUCAACAUGCUUGAAAUUGCAUUAUUUUCCGGUGCCACCACUGUUAGAUCGAAUUCAUUGCACAAUGGAGGGAAUAGUAAGAGGAAUGGAAAGGGAGUAACUGGAAUACAUGUCUAUAGCAUUGCACCGAAACGAGUUGUAGGAUACUGGCGUGAACAGUUCCCGAUGCUGGAAGUACAAGACUCGGGGAAUUCAUACCGAGACAAUAAGCAGUGGAAAAUAAAUGUUGCUGCAAGGGUAUUAAGUAAGAGUCAAGAUCAAGGAAAUGAUAAUGGGAAAGGUGUGAUAAGGUCUACGUUUUUAAUUCCACAUGUUGAAAAUUCUGUUACAGAGCAAGUUCGAGUUAUAAAAGAGGCUGGUUGGGGAAGUUUUAAAGAAGAAAGAAUAAGGAAUGAAGAAACUCUGAAGAUAAUUAAAGAGAAGAAGGAAGAUAAAAAGAUAAAAAAGACAUCUAAGAAGAUUAAAGUUGAUGAUUUAGCAGAUUCAUUUUUGCAAGGAUUAGCUUGGAUGGGGUUCCAGCGAGGGAUUUGGAAUAUGUCUGCAAUUAUAGGCAAUGAUCUGGAGACUUAA